AUGGCAUGUGUGUUUUUGAUCUCCCUUCGAAAGAGACCUUCUCUUCUAAUGAAUGGGAUACAGUUGAAGAGAGAUGCAGCUGCGCAACCUUCUUUGGUUAUAAUAUACUUUGGUGGUAAUGAUUCAAUUGCGCCUCAUCCAACUGGAUUAGGCCCUCAUGUCCCACUACUAGAAUACAUUGAGAACAUGCGAAAGAUUGCUAAUCAUCUAAAGGGCCUGUUAGAUAAAACUCGUGUUAUAUAUCUUAGUCCUCCGUUUGUCGAUGACACAAAGAAGAGAAACUCGAGAGAACUAUCGGGAUUAGGAAAUGAACUAGUACGAACAAAUGAGAAUUGUCGGAUUCAUUCAGAAGCUUGUAUGAAUCUGUGCAAGGAGAAGGGUUUCAAUUUUUUGGAUUUUGUGGAUUGCAAUUCCGCAAAUGCAAAUGAUUGGAUGAAUACUAGCUUCUUGGAUGGAGAUGAAGUUCAUUUAUCUUCAGAAGGGAGCAAUGUAUUUGCAGAGGAGAUACUAAAGGUUCUAAAGGAAGCCGAAUGGAACCCAUCCCUAUGCUAG
Messenger RNA from Papaver somniferum (opium poppy), 552 nucleotides. Its product is annotated as GDSL esterase/lipase CPRD49-like. The transcript is spliced from 6 exons. The record is from RefSeq and is a predicted model, not a curated record. Bases 1 to 552 code for a protein of 183 amino acids. Gene Ontology annotation, molecular function: hydrolase activity, acting on ester bonds. NCBI's taxonomy places the organism in Eukaryota, Viridiplantae, Streptophyta, Magnoliopsida, Ranunculales, Papaveraceae.